CUAGGAGCAGCCAACCAGUUCCGUGCUGUUCGUCCAGACCUUGUUUGAUCGUUGAGUUGUCUUAUGUGCCACUGCCAUCCGGUCCUGUCUGCCCACAGCCCGUCAGGUCUCUCCUCAUUAUUUCGUGUGCAGGUCUUGUGCGAGUUUUCUUCUCGUCGUCCUGGGCGUAACCAGUGUUUAAUAUAAAUUUUUCUACCCGACCCGAGAAGCGUGCUCUUUCGAAACCAAACCUGCUCAGCCGCCCGUUUGGAAGGCUCCGUACGGCCCGCACUCGCCUGAGCAAGUUCCAAGGUUCCUGCGAGAAACGUGCUCGCCCAGCGCGCACCAUCCCCUUGAGACAUCCCAUCUCUUCCCACACGCCAUCAUCAGACCAUCCGGAUGGCUCCACCACCACUAAGCUUCAAGAAUGCCUCCUUCAGAAGCUUUGGCUCGUUCUCCACCGCCGCAUCGCCACUGAGGAACUCGUUCACGCUCUCAUGUCGGUCCCCCAUCACACCAACGCCAGAAAUCAGGCAGGCAUGCUCGACCCCGAGGCAUGGGUCUUUUCUGGAGCCGCCAAGAUCAUUCAACGGGCCGGGCACAAAGGGUGGUCUGUCGACAUCGAUAGGUCAUGGUGGAUACGCGUACGAGGAGGACGAAGACGACGCCUCGAUAGACUCACCUACAGACCACACAUGGUUCCUGCCGCACUCGCCGGGGCUUCCGCCCCGGCCAUCACUGGUCCAACAGGAUGAAGGCAAGCUUGGCGUCUUGUCCGCCAUUAACAUCAUCGUGGGAAAGACAAUGGGUGUCGGUGCCUACACUGUGCCCUCGGCCAUCUUCAGCGGCGUUGGGUCCGUUGGCAUGACACUCCUGCUUUGGGUCAUCGGCAGCCUCAUCUCCUUCUGCGGGCUGGCGGUAUACCUCGACCUGGGCACGGCGAUACCGCGCUCAGGCGGGGAGCGGGUUUACCUGGAGCGGAUCUUCCGGCGGCCGUACAUGCUGGCCACGUGCAUGUUCAUGUCGUAUGUCGUGCUGCUGGGCUUCUCGACGCCCAACGCCGUGGUGCUGGGCGAGUACGCGCUGUACGCGACGGGCACCGAGCCCAACAGGUGGAACGUCCGGCUCAUCGCCGCCCUCGCCGUGUCGCUGCUGUGCUUCGUCCACGCGCGGAGUCCCAGGCUGGGCCUGAGGCUGAUCAACACCCUCGGCGUGGCCAAGAUGGCCAUCCUGGUCGUCGUGGUUGUUUCUGGGGUCGCGGGCGGGGUCAUGGGCGUCGGCGCAGACCGGGAGUCGGCCAUCAUCGAGGGCCGCCGGGUCGACCUCGCCAUGAGCGGCAACCAGCCCUCGUCGUCGGCGCAGCGGAACUUCAGCAACAUCUGGGAGGGCACGUCGACGCAGCCAUACGACUAUGCGACGGCGCUGCUCAAGGUGAUAUAUUGUUUCCGCGGGUACAGCACGGCGAACCAGGUCCUCAGCGACGUGAGGGACCCGGUCCGCACCCUCAAGGUCGCGGCGCCCGCGGCCCUGGCCUUCGUCAGCGCCGCGUAUCUCGCCGUCAACGUCGCCUUCUUCCUCGUCGUCGACAAGGACGAGUUCCGGUCCGCAGGCGUCGUCGUCGCCGGCACCUUUUUCCGCAAGGUCUUCGGCGACACCCUCGGCGAGCACGUCCUGCCGCUGUUCGUCGUCGUCUCCGCCGCGGGCAACAUCGCAGCCACCAGUUUCGCGCAGGCCAGGGUCAACGAGGAGCUUGCGAAGGAGGGCGUGCUGCCGCGCUUCUGGCUGACGGACCGCCGCGCCGACGAGACCGCCGCGGCCCGGUCAGCCAGCCCCAGCAAGACACGCAGCCUUACCGCGUCGGAGGGGAGGAACGGCGGCACCAUGUCCAACACCCCCUCGCGGGGCCUGCUGCUCCACUGGCUCGUGUCCGUGGCGAUGAUCGUGCUGCCGCCCCCGGGCAAGAUCUACAACUUCCUGGUCGACAUAGGCGGCUACCCCGUCUCGUUGAUCAGCGUCGCCGUCUCGCUUGGCCUCCUCCACCUGCACAACUCCCGCUCCGAGGGGUGGGUCACCCCUUGCAAAGCGCCGCGGGUUGCCAUCGUCGUCUCGGCAGCCAGCAACAUCCUGCUGCUCGUGCUGCCCUGGAUCCCGCCCGUGGGCGGCAUGGGCGAGGACGACCAGUUCCCCUACUUCACAUACCCGGCCACCAGCCUUGGCGUUCUGGGCCUCGGCGCAACAUACUGGUGCUGGUGGAGGACGACAGAGAGCGCGACCACGGGACGGUCGAGGGCCGGCCGUCUCCUUGUCUCCGGCGCCGGCGCCGCGGCCCCUGCGGAGAUGUACCCCGGCUUUGGCGACAAUGACUCGGGGGCGCUUACGAUCCGGGUCGCGGAUGAUGACAGCGAGGGCGAGGGCCAGGAUGACGAAGACGACGAGGACGACGCCGACGACCGCAGCGAGACGGUGGUUGGCGAGGAAGAGAAACGCCAGAAAUCCUUUGAAAUGGUUGAUGUCAGCGGGCGGGAGGUCUGCGGCUGUCCUGCAUGUCCCAUGGUUAGGAAAAGACCAAGGUGCGGUUGCGAAGCCUGCCCUUCUAAGGGUCACGAGAGUUGAAAGGGACAGGACCUUGCUUGCCUAGGGAACGGGGUUCCGGGACAACUUGUAAGAUUUGAGACACGAAACCUUUUGUAUAUAUUGCCAGUUGUGACGGCAUUACAUAGAUACCCAUUGGAAUUUACCAUGAGUUGUGCUGGGAACAUUUGAAGUAAGCGUGGCUGCGUCCACCCUUGGCGACCAGAAAUAGCAUUGAUAUGCCAGAUACGACUGGUUGUCUUCCCAAAACCCUCGUCUCCGCCAGGAGUAGUAACGACCAUCCUGGCGCUCAGUCCUCCGCCAUCUUCCCCUGCCAGAACCAGCCUUUCCCUCUCCUCAACACCUUAUUCUCCUCCCUCUCCUCCAAAGGCAGGGGAUCUUCACCACCAAGCACAUAGCGCCGGUGCCAACUGCCGACGAACAGGCCCCUGGGGUCCACCUUGUCCCUCACGGUCCUCCAAGCGUCGAGGUCCUCGCCGUACAUUUCCUCAAUGUCCUUGACGCUCACCUCGGAAAAGUUCUUGGCCCAGUGUGGCUUCCCGCCAAGGUCGCGCAUGAGCCACUCGAAUGCCUGGUAGUAGCGCUGCAGCGAGGGCGGAUCCAGGUCGUAGGGCCUGUAGAGCGUCGCGUUGAGGUACAGGGUCGGCCCGUCCCGGCAGGUCGGGUCGAGGUAGGGCCGGGACUCGACGCCCGUGCCGUCCGUGUUGGCCAGGAAGGUCGACGUGUCGGUGACGCGGACCUCGAGGGGCGCGUGGACCCACAGGCCGCGGCUGCUGAAGGGGAUGCGGUGGUCACAGUAGUCGCGGUCGCCGGGCUGCAGGUUGUUGAGCCAGCACGACAGCCUGCGGAUGGCCUCGGGCCCCUUGCUGAGCGGGAUGGCCCACUCGUUGACGUACUGGCUGUACAGGCAGUUCAUGAGCAGGGCCUUGCGCUGGGGCUGCACGGCCGAGGUGGUGGUGCCGUCGCGGAAGCCGUACUGCAUGCCGAAGACGAACCACUCGACCCAGGGCAGGACGCGCGGCACGUAGUGGGCAAGCCACAGGAGGUUGUGGUAGACCAGGUAGCCGAGGGUGCCGUCGUAGCCGUUGCGCGGGGGGUCGCGGUGCGGCUCGGUGGUGACGUUGGCGUCCCAGACGACAGAGCGGCGGGUGUAGGGGAACCACCAGACGCGGACGAAAUGGCCGCGCUCCCAGAGGGAAGAGUUCCAGUCGCGGAACAUGAGGGCGUCAGAGUCGAUGGUCUGGGUCCACCUGAGCGAGUAGGCGGGGCGGGCCUCGAACUUGAUCUCGACGAUGACGCCCAGGGCGCCGAGCGACAGCAGGGCGGCGCGGAACAGGUCAUUGUCGUGGGUGCGGCUGCAGGUGCGGGCCUGGCCGUCGGCGGUGACGAUGACGAGCUCGACUAUGGACUGGCUGAUGAGCCCGUGGCGCAGGGACGAGCCGUGGGUGCCGGUGGAGAUGACGCCGGCGGCGGACUGCUCGUUGAUGCUGCCCAGGUUGGGCAUGGCCAGGCCCAUGCGGUCGAGCUCCUCGCCGAGCUGCCAGAGGCGGAUGCCGGCCUGGAAGUGGACGACGUUGGAGCGGGGGUCAUGGUGGAUGAUGUCGCGCAGGUCGUCGAGGUUGAGCAGCCACGACGAGGUGCAGGUGAGGUCGGAGGGCGAGUGGCCGGCGCCGGUGGUGGUGAUGCGGCGCCUGCACUGGCGGGCGAGGCUGACGGCCUUCUGGACCUCGCGGACGGACCGGGGCCGGAUGUAGAGCUCGGGCCUGCUGGUGAAGGUGCGGGCCCAGGUCUUGUGGGCGUGGGUGGUGGUGGCGCGGAACGGGAUGCCGUCGGCCGAGUGCUUCUGGAUGGUGUCUCGCACCCGCUGGUCGAGGGUUGAGAGGUCCAUGGUCGUCCCCAUCGCCGUGGCGAUCCAGAAGUGGUGGUGUUGGGGAUCGAACCACACUCCUUGGUACGGAGCAGAGGAGACUAAGUAUGUGCUUGGACGACGCGACGCUGCGAGUCAAGGAGUCCCGCCCUGCUCUCAUGCGGCUGUCGCUCUCGUGUGCCGCCUCAAGGCUUGUGGGUGAGAAAUUUGCCUCGGGUCCAGACCUCCUGUCGGCAGUCGAAUGGGUCGCAAGAUGAG
Molecule: messenger RNA, 4696 nt
Organism: Diaporthe batatas
Lineage: Eukaryota; Fungi; Ascomycota; Sordariomycetes; Diaporthales; Diaporthaceae
Exons: 2
Coding region: 379-2592 (737 amino acids)
Biological process (GO): amino acid transmembrane transport
Cellular component (GO): membrane
Molecular function (GO): L-amino acid transmembrane transporter activity
Source: RefSeq, a predicted model, not a curated record